UUGUUCCACGUAGUCACUUUUGGAGUGCGGUGCAGUCCAUCGGAAGGUGCAUCGAUUUUGUUCAAAUCUUUCAACUGAGAUUGCACGGAAAAGGGAGGCGGAGGCGAUUAAUGGCGCCGAAGACGAGCUGUGAUUCUUAGCGCCGACUUCAAGAAAACGCUUUGCAGACGUCGAAUUUUAGAAAUAACAUUAAAAGGACGCCGGCCGGGAGAUAACACACAAUUUCACCAUGAGAGCGAGGAAAAAGAUUUGGAGCAUGAAAUCGAGCCACCGCGCUGCGUUACAACUCAUUAUUCUAGUGAUUUGCAUACACAGAAGCAAUGCACAAUGCUUCGGUGGUACGGAAACGUACGAGAAAACGACUGGAGUCAAAUUUGUGUUUGGCACUUCGCAAGGGCUGCUGACCCAGCCGGGCACGGGCAUCACCAGAGACUGCACCGCAAUUUGCAGGCAGACGCCCUCCUGCGCCGCCUUUUCAGUCGAUUAUGAGAAUUCGCGGUGCCAAUCGUACACAAUGGGCUCGUCGGGCCACCGGAACAGUCUGCAGGAGAAAAUCGGCAGCAACUUUUACGAGAAAAUCUGCCUUCGCGGAGUUUCGAACCUGAGUGCCAUGUGCGGGGACCGGCUGUGGGCGUUUGAGCGGGUGCUCGGCGCCUACCUCGAGGGCUUCGACGACAGAGAGGAGCGCAACGUGCAGAGCAAGACCGAGUGCGAGAAGCUGUGCCUCUUUGAAACCAGCUUCACCUGCAGGUCAGCCGAAUAUGACGAGACGCAGAACAUUUGCCGACUGAGCAGAGAGGAUCGCCGCAGUCAGCCAAAUGCCUUCAGGCGACAAGUGGGCGGCAAUGUUGACUACCUCGAGAACCAGUGCGUCAGACCUUUGCCGGACUGCCGGUACCACCCCCGUCCAGACAACGCCGUCCUUUCGAUGGACGAACUGCAAUUCGCGGCGAGCCAGGGCGAGUGCGAAGCCCUUUGCGACCAGGCGCGCGGCUUCACCUGUCGCGCGUUCACCUACGCCGCCGACGAGAAAAGGUGCUACCUGAGCGGUGACGACUCCAUCUCGCUCAACAACGCGCCACUCAUGCUCAAACGGGGUGCCCUGUACGCCGAGAAACAGUGCAGCAUCAGUCAAUGUGAGGAUGGCAUGUUCACGUUCGAGAAGGUGACGGGCCACUUUCUGCGGUCUGCCCAGCAGGUCGGCCUUUCGAUGGCCGCCUCGCCAGGCGUGACCCUCGAGUGCAGCCAGCGGUGCCUCGAGUCAGGGUCGGACUGUCCGGCCUUCACGCUCGACUACGCGGCCAUGAAGUGCUUCAAGCUGGACAGGAACACGCAGGGUAGGACCAGCGACCUCGCGGCCAGGGACGGACAGAGCUACUUUGAGAAAAUCUGCAUCAGAGGAAACAUCAGGGGAUGUCAGGGUAGGGCGUGGGCGUUUGAACGUCGUCCUGGCAAAGAGUUGCGUGGACACGACGACGCCAAGGCGGGCAUCGUGCAGAGCAGACGGGACUGCAUGGAAGCGUGUCUGGGUGAAAGGCGCUUCGAGUGCCGCUCGGCCGAGUACGACUCCAAGACCAGCGAGUGCAAACUCAGCAGCGAGGACCGCAGGAGCAAGCCGAAUGAAUACGUCGACGCGCCGCCCCACAUCGAGUACCUCGAAAACCAAUGCAUUCAAGGUGACUUCCGUGGUUGCAAUUUUGAGGCGGUAGCAAAUUCCUAUCCCCGAUAUCUGGAUCUCGUGAUUCCGUCGGUGAGCGAUGAGAUGGACUGCGAGAGGCGCUGCUACGCGUACAAAGACUUCAUCUGCCGCUCCUUCUCCUACUACCCGUCCGGAAACCAGUGCUUCCUCAGCGGAGAUGACAGAGCGUCUGCCGGAAACGAGGCGAUGAUGACGCGGCCAGGCACCAACUAUUACGAGCGGAACUGCCGCAACGUCGACGGAAACAUGAACAACCUGCCCCCGUUGGGGCCGGGCACCCUGGAUCCGCAAGGUACCUUAUUUGGCAGGCCGAGUGACGUCGACUCGGCCAAUCGCCAGCCGGAGGGUAGAAGCAUAAGCCCGGGGUUUGGUCCUCCUGGUUUUCGGCCUCAGGGUCCUCCGCUUCCUCCUCCUCCUCAGUAUGGGGGCAGCCCUGGGGGUGGCCUGCCGCCGCCGUUCCAGCAGGGUGGUCGACCGCCGUUCAUCGACGGAGGCCGCCCCCCGUACGGACCGGCCCAACCCACGGUCGGCGGCGUCCGGUGUCCAGGACGCCUGGAGUUCGAAAAGGUCACCGGAUUUGAGUUGACAGGCGAGCGCGGAUACAGUUUGGCGCGCGACCGGCUGCCGGGCAUCACCCUGCAGUGCGCCCGCCGCUGUCAAAACGACCCGCGCUGCGCCGCUUUCAACAUCGACUACCGAGGGAGCGAGUGCGUGGCGCUCACCGUCGUCACCGAGUCAAGCCGCAUCGACCUCCGACCCACGCCAGGCGUCGCCUACUUCGAGGGCAUCUGCCUCAGAGGAGGAGGUUGUGGUCAAACUUGGACAUUCGAGCGAUACGUGAACUACGAACUUCGUGGUUUUGUGAACAUGAGGUAUCAGGGCAUCAGCAAAAUCGAGUGCCAGGAACGCUGCUUGGAAGACAGGGUCUGCCGAUCUGCAACUUACAACUUUCGUCGGCGAGAAUGUUUCUUGAGCACCGAAGACCGAUUCAGCCAACCGCAGGCGUUCAUUGCCUCAGUCGACACCGAUUAUAUGGAAAACCAGUGUGCUGCUCGCCCAUCGAGGUGUGUCUAUCGCAACCAACAACGGGAUCUUCAGCUUAUGUAUGUGGACAAGAGCCUGUCUGCGUUCAGUGACUCAAGUUGCCAGCAAGCCUGCGAUGUUGAGAGGGAAUUUGUGUGCCGAUCUUUCACAUUUUUGAGCCAGACUGGAUUGAAUACAAAUCAGUGUCUCCUGAGCGGCGACACUGGAGUGGCAGUUGGAAGGAGUGGUUUUGUGCCCGUCAGCGGCGCCCUUUUCGCCGAACGCGAGUGUUCUGGGCCUCCAGGCCCCUCCGGUCCCCGGCCCGUAGGACCUGCACUUCCUCCUUUGGGGCCGUCGGGCCCUCCAGGUUACGGCCCUCCGCAGGUCCCCCCUCGAUUCGGGCCAAGCAACCUUCCGCCAGUCUACCCAAGCCAACAGUACCCCCCACUCUACGGAAACUCGUUCAGCCCGACCAACAACUACCCUCCGGCCCUUCUGCCAGGACGACCCUCCCCUCAGGGUCCUUGGCCAGGACAACCCUAUCCUUCGCCCCAGAGCCACUACCAGCCUCCUGGGGGCAGGUACGCCUCCGGAGGGCCCAUCGGACCUUCGGCACUUCCGCCUCAGGGACCGACCAUCGGUGGUUUCGCUCAUGGAAACUUCCACGGAAACUUCCCCAUGCCCUUCCCGGGCGGAUUCGUGGAUGCGGCGAGCAAUGGAAUCUACAGUGACGCGGACCUCAACCCGUACCCUUGCAGGUUCACCCUGACGUACGAAAAGGUGGCCGGAGCCACUUACACUAAUGCUAGAAGAGAUCCAAUCAGGACGUGGGUGGAUGUGGGCAUCACUGCACACUGCCUGGUCGAGUGCGCGCAGCAGCGUGACCGCUGCAUGGCCGUGUCGCUGGAGAAUGUGCGCGGGGGGCGCCAAAGGUGCUACGCCCUCGACAGGUCCGCCGACGGCGACAACCAGCCUCUCCAGGCCGCUCCUGACCUCGGCUAUUUCCAAAAGAUUUGCCUCAGAGAGCGCCCUUGUCCAAAGGCCUGGGCCUUCACCAGAGUGCCUGGUUUUGAACUCGCCCUGAAAAACGCCCUGGAGGUGCGAAACGUCUACAGCAGACGCCAGUGCCAGGAUGAGUGUCUCCGUUCGUCCAAUGUUAUUUGCAGAUCAGCGACUUACUACUCUCGCGAGCGGAUUUGCAAAAUUAGUGCCGACACUCGACGAACGCAGCCCGAAUACUUCAAAAAGGCGACGGCUGAUAUCGACUACAUGGAAAACGAAUGCGCUCCGCAACCGGCCAACUGCGAGUACUCAGAUUUCCCAGGACGGUUCAUGCCCUAUUCUGAUCGUUACGUGGCACGUGCGUUCGACGUGACCGAGUGCCGGCGUCUGUGCGACCAGGAGCGCGAGUUCCAGUGUCGCUCUUUCAACUUCCACCCGCACCGCCGCGAGUGUUUCCUCAGCUCAGACGACACCUUCACCGCCGACAAGACGGCCCUCCUCACCGACAGGGACUUCUUCUACAGCGAAAGGGGCAGCUGCAGCAACGUGAAAGUCGAUUGCACCCAGUCGGACAUGUUAAUCACCUUCAUGUUCGCGGCGCCCUUUGAGGGCAGGGUGUACGCCACGGGCAACCCCCAAGCGUGUUUCGAACUCGGCAGCGCCCAAAACAAUCUCGUCCUGCGCAUCCCCAUGGGCACUCAGUGCGGAACCGUUCAACAAGGUCGAGGCCGGUACGUGAACCACGUGGUCAUUCAGCAGAACCCGGUGAUCAUGCAGGAGACGGACAAGACGGUGCGCGUCGAAUGCUCGUUCGACGCCAGCGACCAAACCCUGUCAUUCUCGCCGCAGGGCAACCGACAAUACGAGGGCGGCGGAAUCAGCGUCUCGGUGCCAUUUCGGCCCUCGGCGACCAACAUUGUGACCAACACGGCGCCCACGCCGCAGGUGAGCAUGCGAAUCGUGACGCGCAAUGGUCAGGUGGCGACCGCCGUCGGACUAGGCGAGGACCUGCAGCUCCGAAUCGAAAUCGAUCCGUCCAGCGCCUUCGGAAUUUUCGCUCGCAACCUCGAAGCCAGAACCGAAAACGGCGAGCUGCUCACCCUGAUCGACAACACAGGGUGUCCGAGAGACCCGAACAUCUUCCCCGGACUCUUCGUCGAGCAAGGCACUCGCAAUUUGUACGGCGACUUUAAGGCUUUCCGCUUCCCAUCAACCUCAAAUGUUAACUUCGUGGUCAGCAUCCAUUUCUGCCAGGACAUUUGCGAACCGGUGCAAUGUUACAAUGGAAUGUACUCAUUCGGAAAGCGGCGAAGACGUGAUCUUGGAAACUCCACUCAAGAAGUCAAGGUGGAGGAAGAAGAAGAAGUGACGGACGUGCCUGCGGCCACAACUAUCAAAGCCCAGGAGAUGUCAACCUCCGAGGAAUCGUCCACUUCAAAAGCGAAGGAACAACCUGAUGAAGAGGUGGUUGAAGUGGAAGAGCCAAAACCCACCCAAGAAGAAGCGGUUCAAACGACCAAAAAGCCAGCAAAGUCUGAAAAUAAAACUCUGCUGGAUUCAGACGCCCUGCAUUUGCCUCCGGGCUACCCGACCGGCUUCAGUUCUGAGGAGGAGCGGCAGCUGAAGAAAUUGGCAAUGCCCAGUCCAAAAACGGCCGACGAGAAGGAAAAUGAAAUCAGCAAGGAGCCUUUGCCUAGCGAACUUCCUCUGCAACUUCGGUUGGUGGUUGGUGAGGACUCGAUGCCUACGGAAAACAACGCGACCAAGCAGAAGAACAGCAACAGGAACAGAUUCUUGAUCAACCCCGCCAACAGCUUCAACCCCUACAAUGUUUAUCCAGAAUCCGUGUACUCGGAGGACGGCUUUGUGUGCACGCCUUCGUCGACGAUCAUCGCGUCGGUGUUCACGACGGUGUUCUUCAACGUGGGUCUGGUGGCCGGCUUCGUUUUUUUCUACCGCACCAAGAAGAAGCAGUGGCAGAAACUGUCCGGCUACGACAACACCACCUUCCAGAAUCCGGGUCGGGCGGACACGAGCGACGGAGGCAGCGGGAUUUUCUCGCCGGAAGUGCUUUUCCGCAGCGUGUACGACCGUCUUCCGGCGCGACCCUCGUUCUCCAACCUGCAGAGCACCAUCGCGGCCAGACACGCCAAGAACGACCACGAGGUGCUCGGUUGACAAAAGCGGAAAAUUCUCGAAAUUUAAAAAUUGGGACGAGAUAUGUAGAGGUGUUUCGAUAAUUUUAGUAGUGCUGGUAUCAAAUAUCAUUUUAGUUUAAUUAUAUUAUAUGUGCGCAUUAAUUGGCGAUUCGUGAGGGAGCAGCGGCCGUGAAUGAGUUGUUUUUCUCGGCCAGGGUUUCGAUUGCCCUGGAAUUCUAACGAAAAUGAUGCAAUUCCCGCGAGCUGCUUGUUCACAAACGGCCAAUUGUGGAAACCGCUUCCUAGUUACUUUAAUUUUUAGCACCUUAUUGUACAGAGAUUUAAACUUUUGCUUGUAAUUCAUUUAAUUAUCUUCCUUUAAAAUAAUUUUAAUUUAUUUAAGAUCAAUAUAUAAAAACCAAGUCGCUAUAAAUUUAAGUUGUAGUAGAAAAUUUAUCCUUUUCAAAAAAGGAAAAUGUCCGCGAUAUUUUUAUCUGUAUAAUUUUCCGUUUGUUUUUCACAUAGGCUGGUGAAGGAAAUAUAGUGAAUUAGAUUUUUAAAUUAAAAUAUUAUUAAUUAUUAUUUUAACAGAGUUCAAAUUCAAGCGUUGAAGGUUUUCAUCUUUGUAAAUCAUUUUUCAAUAAAAAUAUGGAACAUACUCAAAA
Molecule: messenger RNA, 6527 nt
Organism: Neocloeon triangulifer
Lineage: Eukaryota; Metazoa; Arthropoda; Insecta; Ephemeroptera; Baetidae
Exons: 28
Coding region: 230-5902 (1890 amino acids)
Source: RefSeq, a predicted model, not a curated record